Molecule: messenger RNA, 2224 nt
Organism: Hemibagrus wyckioides
Lineage: Eukaryota; Metazoa; Chordata; Actinopteri; Siluriformes; Bagridae
Product: aryl-hydrocarbon-interacting protein-like 1
Exons: 5
Coding region: 1-1143 (380 amino acids)
Molecular function (GO): peptidyl-prolyl cis-trans isomerase activity; protein binding
Source: RefSeq, a predicted model, not a curated record
AUGAGGGUUGGCGAGGUGGCACAGUUUUGGUGUGAUGCCAUUCACACAGGUCUCUAUCCCCUGGUUUCCAAAGGGAUACGUUUGGCUGCACAGGGCAAAGACCCACUAGAAGGCCAGAAGCACAUGUGUGGUGUGGGCAAUGUGUUCACCUACCAUUCCACAGGCUUUCCUGAGCUUGAUGAGCUGAUGAGGGAACCACAACCUCUAAUCUUCAUCAUGGAGCUAAUCUCAGUCGGUGCACCAUUCUCUUACCUUCAUGAGUCUUGGCUCAUGGAGAAGGAUGAAAAGAUGCAGCUUGUACCCACCCUUCACCAACAAGGCAACACACUCGUUAAAAAGAAAUGUUAUCAUGAAGCAUCUGAGAAAUACAAGGAGGCUGUGCUGCUGUUACGUACCAUCCAGUCAAGGGAGAUGCCAGGAGAUGAGGAUUAUAUUAAGCUGAGCAAGCUUAUUAUGCCCCUGGUCCUCAAUUACUGCCAGUGCAUGCUAGAGCUUGAGGAAUACUAUGAAGUAAUUGAGCACACCACAGAACUUAUUGAGAAACAUAAAGACUGUGUGAAGGCUUACUAUAAGCGGGCCAAAGCUUAUGCUGCUGUCUGGAGUGAGAAGGAGGCCAAAAGGGACUUCCUGAUGGUGGCCAAAUUGGACAUGACUCUGGCUAAACUAGUUCAGAGAGAACUGAAACUCCUCUCAGAAACAAUGAAAGAAAAAUACUGGGAGGACAAAGAAAAAUACUGGAACAUAUUUGAGAAGAAAACGAGUAUUGAGAAUGGGAAGAUUACUGAGGGAAAAAAAGAGGAAGAAUGUGUAGCAAAGCAAGAUAAAAAAUUGAAUUUGAAUGACAAUGUGCAGUAUUUUCAGAAAAUUGUCAAAGAGGAGCAGGAGUGUGAGAGUGCAGAGGCAAGCACACAAAAUAUGCAAUUGGAAAAGCCAAAAUCAGAAGUUAAUCACCAAAUUGCUGCUGCAACUGCAGGCAUGGAUCGGCAGCAGUUGUUACGGAUAAUAUUGCUGCUUCAGGAUGAAGGGAGUUUCUACAUUAAAGAGCAGCACUUUGCUGAUGCCAUGGUGAAAUUUAAAAAUGCCCUGGAGUAUGUAGAGUAUCUUCAAACCAAGGUAAGCAUGGUAAUAGGUAAGAUCCCAUAAAAUCAACAUGAGUCAGUCCUAUCCACAAUCAAUUUAGCGGAGCUGUUAUAUAGCAUAGUAUAUAAGUAAGUAUACUGCAAAAAUAUAAAGAGUUCUAUAUAGGGAUAUUUGUGCACAUCCAGCCAUGUCUCAAACUAUUUGUGUGUAGGAGAUAACAAAGGACUAUAAAGGAGAGGACUGGGAGUCACUGGAGAAAGUACGCCUACCACUCACCCUCAACCUGAGCCAAUGCCUGUUUGAGCUUGGAGAAUACCAGGAGGUGGUCAAACUCAAUACCCAACUACUAAAAAAUCACAGAGGUGAAUUCACAUUCAUUGCCAAAUUGGACAGAAAAACCACAAUUUCACACCACCAACAAAUCAGAGACAGCAAAACUAGAAGCUUGCAAAAAUGCACAUAGACCUCUUCCUUUGCCCUCCUGUUGUAAGUUGAGUUUUAGGGAGUUUUUAGAGCUUCCAGUUUUUAGAGGAAACACUUUCAGUUUUCUUUCGAGCAAUCAUUUAGGUGUCCAGGCCAUGUUAGGACCCUGGCUUCAUAUGAACACUGUGCCGACUUUUGUCUCAAAACCAGCAAUUGUCUAUUAGGAACUCACUGUUCCCAAGGAAUCCAAUUAGGAUUCCAGUGUGUCCACUUCUGAGCCUGGUUUCUCUCAAGGUUUCUUCCUCAUAUCUCAGGGAGAUUUUCCUUGCAUCCUUCGCCUCAGGCUUGCUCAUUAGGUAUAAAAUAGUAACUUAACUUCAUUCAUUCAUUCAUUGUCUCCCGCUUAUCUGGAGCCGGGUCAUGGGGGCAGUCUAAGCAGGGAUGCCCAGACUUCCCUCUCCCUAUACACUUCUCUCUAACUCUUCCAGGGGAAUUUUAAGGUGUUCUCAGGUCAGCUGAGAGACAUAGUCUCUCAUGGGUCUUUCCCGGGGUAUCUUCCCGGUGGGUCAUGCCCGGAAUACCUCCCCUGGGAGAUGUCCAGGAGGCAUCCGAAACAGGUGCCCAAGCCACGCAACUGGCCGCUUUUGAUGUGGAGGAGUAGCGGCUCUACUCUGAGCUCCUCCCGGGUGACUCCUUACCCUAUCUCUAAGGGAAUGCCCCA